This is a messenger RNA of Cotesia glomerata, 758 nucleotides long. RefSeq lists its product as uncharacterized. Gene Ontology annotation, molecular function: DNA binding. The transcript is spliced from 2 exons. Gene Ontology annotation, biological process: DNA integration. The record is from RefSeq and is a predicted model, not a curated record. Lineage: Eukaryota; Metazoa; Arthropoda; Insecta; Hymenoptera; Braconidae. Bases 354 to 758 code for a protein of 134 amino acids.
GACAAGGUCAAGGACGUCAAAGAUAUAGAAAAAGCUUGUGCAGACAUCAAGGAGAAGCUGGCUACAAAAGUAUCAUCAAAGUUUCGAAACCAGGGAAAUGUGAGGCGCCCACCGGCGGAUUAUCGCGCGGUGGGCCAGAACCAGAGAUACAAAUCCUUGAAGUUCAAGACAAAGUCAUCCAGGACGUACCCACAAGAAUCCAAGCCAGCGGCACGGACGACGAGCCAGUCGUCAUCCAAGAGAUAGACAAGGGACGAGAGCCACCCCCUAGCGAGCCAUCUUUCAUUGGUGGCAAGCAUAUUAUCAGGACAGCGUAUUUAAGGAAAGGAGUAUCUGAGGAAGCCGCAGAGAUCAUGGUAGGUGCUAUAAUCCCGGCAACAUUGAAGCAAUACGAAGGUCAUUUAAAACUUUGGUGGAAUUUUGCUCAGGACAAAAAGAUUGAUGUCUAUAAUGCAAAAACGUCGGACAUUAUUGCCUUUUUAGCUGGGCGCUUUAAAAAGGGAGCAAAAUAUAGUGCAAUAAACACUGCGCGAUCUACAGUGUCUCUGAUAUCAGCAUAUGACAUAAAUGAGGAUGGCUUAAUAGCUCGGUUUGUAAAGGGAGUUUAUAAACAGAGACCUACAAAGCCUCGAUACAGCACCACGUGGGAUGUGUCUCCAGUAUUAGAGUAUUUGGAGCGACAACAUCCUCUCAAGAAACUUAAAAUAAAAGAAAUUGCAGAGAAGAAGGCGACCUUAUUAGCUUUGACGAUGGCAUAA